Molecule: messenger RNA, 3448 nt
Organism: Tuber melanosporum (Perigord truffle)
Lineage: Eukaryota; Fungi; Ascomycota; Pezizomycetes; Pezizales; Tuberaceae
Exons: 3
Coding region: 207-2915 (902 amino acids)
Biological process (GO): DNA repair; DNA alkylation repair
Cellular component (GO): nucleus
Molecular function (GO): dioxygenase activity
Source: RefSeq, a predicted model, not a curated record
AAAAAAGAAACGCACACACAAACUCUCUUUUCCGCUCGCCCUUUUUCCCCCUUUACUAAAAUAAAGUACCGGCGCAUCACAUAUCGAAAUAUAUAAACACCUUUUUUUUUUUUUUUUUUUUUUUGGCUCUCCUUUCGUCUCGAAAUUAUUAAAUCGGUAUUUUGAAAAGGGGCACGUUCCCCUAACAUCCUACUGGUAUUACAACAAUGGGACCACGAGGUGCCCUUCUCCUGGUUGGUUUGCAAAAUGAAUUCCUUGACCCCCACAUGGGUCGUUGUCUCAUGACCCCCCCGGAGCCCGGCAAGCCGUCCUUUGUCGAUAACAUCAAAAAUUUCCUCCCUCAUUUCCGCGCAAGGGGUGGCGACGUCAUCUGGGUACGUUCCGAGUAUAGAAAACCACGUGAUUGCGAGGAUCCCAGGAACGAUGAGGUUGUACUUCUUGUCGACGAUGAGGGGUAUUAUGUGGAUGAGGAGGAACAAGAACCUCUACCGGAGGCUAAUACUCAAGAGGGCGCUAGAAGGAAGGGUAAGAGUGCCACUACUCUUAAACACGAUGGACAAUUAUCCCCUUCCACCGCCAAGCGCAGCAACACCACAGCAGAAGAAAAUUAUGUUGGCCCCCCCCAGUUGCAUACCGACGCAUUUCUAGCUAUUGAGAGUGACAAUCCUCCUUGCGCUCCUUCUUCAAUUGAGAGUGAAUUCUAUCCUCCGCUACUUCCCGUGAUACAGACACCUCCGGACCGGGUCUUGAUAAAGACUUGGUUCUCCGCAUUUAAAGACACGAAGCUUCUCGAGACUUUGAGGGGGAGAUUUAUCACGGAACUCUAUCUAUGUGGGACCAUCGCAAAUGCCUGCAUUCUCGCUACAGCUGCUGACGCUGCAAAGCAUGGGCUCGAGGUCACCAUCUUGACGGACUGUGUGGGCUACCGAAGUGAGAUGGCACGUGAUAGAGCUAUGCGAGUUAUGAUUGAUGAUUUUGCUGUUGAGGAGGUUCGGAGUACCCUGCUGGCCAAAAGUUGGGAGAAGACAAGAAACAAAUCGAAAGGAGCAACUGGGCCAGCCCAUGCUGGCGUUUCAGGAAAGGUGGAAAAGUUGCUCGAAGUUGAUACCGAGAGCUCUGGUUAUGAAAGGGGGGACUAUGAUUAUGAACGAACGAGUGAGCUUGGAGAGCUGAGGCUGGAUUCUCUUUCGCUGAAAGACGGCGAUGCACCUCAGCCACCGGAUUCUGGUGAGUCAGCCGGGGCAGCGGUUGAGGGAGGGGCAGAAUCUCCUGUUCCUACCUCUCCCAGCCCAACCUCUGCCAAACCUCAAUCGCCCAUUCAGGAUAAAAAUCCGAUAGAAAGGGCUCCCGCAACCAGAGAACCGGUGCUGCGUAAGCCUAGAAUGGCUAGCCGCAAUAAAAAGUUCCAGUCGAAAGCGCCUGUCCUGGGCCAGGGUGAUGUGUUGGGUGAGGGUGAUUCCGAGGUGGUGAAUAACAUUCUACCGGCAGAUCUAGCGGAUGUGGCAUUUGAAAGAUUGAAGAAGGAGGUUGCAUGGAGGAGCAUGUAUCAUCGUGGGGGGGAGGUUCCACGGUUGGUUGCUGUUGAGGGAGAAAUUAGUGAUGAUGGGAGUUUCCCCAUCUACCGCCAUCCAGCUGACGAAUCCCCUCCUCUGCUACCUUUCUCAGACACUGUUGGACUCAUUCGGGAGUAUGUCCAAAGGGUGCUUAAGCAACCAGUCAAUCACGUUCUGAUCCAACAUUACCGAGAUGGAAAUGAUUAUAUCUCAGAGCAUUCUGACAAGACUCUGGACAUCGCGAAGGGAUCCAAGAUAGUCAAUGUGAGUUUGGGAGCUCAAAGGGUCAUGAUUCUACGCACCAAGAAGGACCAAGGAAAGCCAGAUGAAUCCUCUGGUGCGGAAACGAACCCCGAUAAAUGUAAAACGAAAGAAUCGGCACCACAAUCCUCACAACGACCAACCCAACGGAUUCCUCUCCCUCAUAAUUCAAUGUUCGUUCUUGGUCUCGAGAGCAACAAAAAGUGGCUUCACGGAAUCAAGCAAGAUAAACGCGCGGAAUUUCUUAAGACUCCCAAAGAACUAUCCUAUAACGGCGAACGGAUUUCUCUAACCUUCCGACAAAUAGCUACUUUCCUUUCGUCAGACGAAAAGACUAUAUAUGGCCAAGGAGCUACCUCUAAGUCCGAGCAUGAGCCACGGGAGGUCAUAAACGGCGAGGGACCUGAAGCCGAAAAGCUUCUAGAAGCUUUCGGCUCCGAAAACCAUCAAAGCGAUUUCGAUUGGGACACCUAUUACGGCGCCGGCUCGGACGUCCUCCACUUGAAGGAACAGGUCCCAAAGCUCUUCUUUGUUAGAAACGAUCCUGGCGGUCUGCGGGUGAAAAUCUGCCUCCAUGAGAAGGGGAUACGAUUCGUCGACCAUGAACUUAAGAUCACCGAGGCGCAGGACGAGACUCAAACGCCUUCCUUCCUAACCCUUAGUCCACAUGGCCACACUCCGGUGUUCAUAGAUAUUGACAAAGAGAAAACUACUGUCUGCGAAUCUCUCGCCAUUAUCCAAUACCUAGAAAUGUUCUACCCCUCAAAAGAGGAUAAGUGGCUACUCCCAUCGUUAACAGACGAGCGCGCAGCCUUUGCCCGUGUCCUGCAGCGAAUGCAAGAAUCCGAACAGCUUGCGACUGUCUUGAAACAUUCGCACGACGAAGGGGCCGUGGAGCGGGAAUUCGCGAUAUGGGAAGAAUAUCUUUCCAAAGCCGGGGGACAAAUUGCAGGAGACGAGUUUUCCCUCGCAGAUAUAGCAGCGUUUCCCGUUAUCGAUCAAUUUGUAAAGAGGACUGGAUACAAGAUUGCUAAGUGGCGUGAAAUUGAGGCCUGGUUGACCAAUAUGGGGUAUCGGGAAAGUGUUAGGGCUACCCGGUAGAGUUCUGGGCCGGGUGCCGCGGAAUGGACUCGAGAUGUUUUUCUUUUUCCGUUACUCGCUUCCAUUUCUUUCUUUUUUCCUUUUUUCCUUUUUCCUUCUCUGUUCUUCCCGGGGGCGCGCGGAUGGCCCCUUUAUCCUUUAUUGAAUAAAAUCGAAUUGGUACCAACGAUCGGAGGGAGAAUAGCUGUUUUUAUAGCUUCCUUUUACUUUCUUAGCCACGAUAUUAUAUGCCAAAUCUGUCGAGACUAGUCAUAAGAAGUGCCUCCGCAAUUUUGCGAUGGGUCUUUAACUGGAGGACUCAAAGAGAAACACACCGUUAGGGUGUGGUGUCAUAAUGUUGAUGUUCAUACAAAUAAUCCCUGUUUCACCAAAGUUGCAUGAACAUACUCGCCUCACUUUUUGCUCUUAUUGUGAACUGCCGUAGCAGAACAAUUAUGGGAGAGGAUAUUUGGCUCUGCUUGUUAGUUUUAAAAAUGGAGGCUUUUUAGGAUUUGUUCGGAGUUUCUGUUGCAAAUUCAAUUUUUUGACGUAGA